Molecule: messenger RNA, 2121 nt
Organism: Eimeria maxima
Lineage: Eukaryota; Apicomplexa; Conoidasida; Eucoccidiorida; Eimeriidae
Product: 1,4-alpha-glucan branching enzyme, putative
Exons: 6
Coding region: 1-2121 (706 amino acids)
Source: RefSeq, a predicted model, not a curated record
AUGGACAUAUUCCGCCUGCUUAAGUGCUGCCAUAGGCACAGAAACAGAAGAAACACACCAACACAAUACGAACCUGGGUCUCCUCCUGAAAAACGGACAGACCAGCAGCAGCAGCAGCAGCAGCAGCAGCAGGAGCAACAGCAGCCAGCUCAGACACAGCAGCAAAAGAAGCAGCAGCAGCAGCAGCAACAACAGCAGCAGCAGCAACAGGAGCAGGCACUGCAGCACCCCCUGACUUCUUCGUCUGUAGGGGUACCGAGUGCAGCAGAAACAGCAGCAGCUUGCCCAACUGCUGCAGCGUCUGCAGCAGCAGCAGCAAGAACAGCAGCAGCAGCAGCAGACUCCUUAUCAGCAGCAGCUUUUCCAGCAGCACCACCAGGAUAUGAAAGUGCAGCAGCAGCAGCAGAAGCAGCAGAAGCAGCAGCAGCAGAAGCAGCAAAACUGAAGGAAACAGCAGAUGCAAGAGUUAGUGCAGCAGAUGCAGCAGCAGCAAGAGCAGCAGCAGCAAGAGCAGCAGCAGCAGAAUCAGGCGAAGCAACUGCAGCAGCAAGAAGGGGAACGUCAGCAAUCCCAGUAAUAGCAGCAGCAGUAGCAGCAGCAACAGCAGCAACAGCAGAAAGGGCACAAGCAGCAAAGGAGAGGGCAGCAGCAGAAGCCAGAGAACAGGAAGCAAGUGCAGCAGCAGCAACACUAGCGGAGGCAGCAGCAGCAGACGAAGAAGAAGAAGCAACAGCAGCAGCAGAACCAGCAGCAGCAGCAGAACCAACGGCAGCAGCAGAACCAGCAGCAGCAGCAGAACCAGCAGCACCAGAACCAGAAGAGGCAAUCGCAGCUGCAGAACUGGCGGCAGCAGAAGCAGCAGCAGCAGAAGCAGGAGCAGCAGAACUAGCAGCAGCAGAGGCAGCAGCAGCAGAACUAGCAGCAGCAGAAGCAGCAGCAGCAGAACUAGCAGCAGCAGAAGCAGCAGCAGCAGAAACAGCAGCACCAACAGAAACAGAAGCAUCAGAGCCACCAACAACAGCAGCAGAAGUAGCAGACACAGCAGAAGCAACAGAAGCAGCAGCAGCAGCACCAGCAGCAGCAGAAGGUGCAGCAGCUGAAGGAGGUGCUGAUUCACCAACAGGUGCAGAAGCAGCAGCAGCAGCAGCAAGAGCAGCAGAAGCAGCAAAGGCAGCAGAGACUUUGGAAGGUGACGUAGCAGCAACAGCAGCAGCAGCAGCAGCAGCGGAAGCAGCAGCAGAAGCAGCAGCAGAAGCAGAAUUGGCAGCUAAGGCUGCAACAGCAACAGAAACAGCAGCAGACGCUGCAACGACAGAAGCAGCAGCUGCAGAAGAAGCAGCAGAAGCAGCAGAGGCAGCAGAAACCGCAGCAGAAGCAACAGCAGCAGCAGCAGCAGCAGCAAAAGAACCUAGCCCUGCAACAACAGAAGAAAGGGAAGCAGCAGCAGCAGCAACUGCAGCAGCAGACGCAGCAGCACAGGGCGAGGCGGAAGUAGCGGCAGCUGCUGCCGAGGAAGCAGCAGCAGCAGCAGCAGAAGCAGCGAAAGCAGCAGCAACUAGAGCUGAAGUUGAAGAAGAAGUAGCAGCAGCAGCAGCAGAAACAGCAGCAGCAGCAACAGCAGCAGCAGAAACAGCAGCAGCAGAAACAGCAGAAGCAACAACGAUGGCUGGAGCAGCAGAGCCUGCUGAAGCACCUUCAGCAGCAGCACCGGAAGCAACAGACGCAGCAGCAGCAGCAGCAGCAGCAGCAGCAGCAGAAGCUCCUGCUUCUGAAGCAGCUCCUGCUGCUGCAUCAUCUGAAGAAUCUGCUGCUGCUGCUGCUGCUGCGCCAGCUGCAGCAGCAGCAGCAGCAGCAAUAGAAAUAGUACCUCGUAGUGAGGAUAGAUCUAAUGGGGAGUUGGGAGCGACGCUCUUCGAUCCCAAGAGGGGCCUCUGUACCUUCCGAUUCUGGGGGCCCCAUGUAGAGAAGGCAUGGGUGGAGAUAAAAGGAGUUCGUUAUAUAAUGAGUAAAGAAGAAGAAGAUGACCAAUGGUCUGUUUUAUUUGAGGCGAUCGCGGACAAAGUUGAAUACAUCGCUUCCCUGGGUUUUACAGCAAUAGAAUUAAUGCCUAUACAAGAGUAA